This is a messenger RNA of Drosophila simulans, 866 nucleotides long. RefSeq lists its product as uncharacterized. Lineage: Eukaryota; Metazoa; Arthropoda; Insecta; Diptera; Drosophilidae. Bases 65 to 820 code for a protein of 251 amino acids. The transcript has a single exon. The record is from RefSeq and is a predicted model, not a curated record.
AUUCAUAUCGAUAGUAGAGCCGAUUCACACAGUCAUCGAUAACAGGCUCACAAUUUGAAUUAAAAUGAUUUCAUUAAUCCUAUACAUCUUUCUAUUUUAUAGUGCUGCAGCUGAUCGUAAUUUAAAAGUAGUUAAGUAUGAGAACUCGGUUGACACCAUUGUUAAGGACCUCAUCGACAACUGGCAGUCGCCGCUAGUUUACCUGAAAAGCCGUGGCUACCUGCCGAAGGAUGCGCCCGAAAUGGAUUUCCAGCAGCUGCAAGGAAACUUGGACCCUGAAUUUUUGUUAAACGACUUAGUUGAGCUCAACAAGGAUUCCAAACGGCAGACGGAAGCCAAAAGCCAAGACAAUUCCAUUGGGCAGAUGGAUCCGCGGGCAGUCCGAUCGCUACAAGAUCCCAAGGACCUCGAGCUGAAGAAGAUGUUCCAAACGCUGUUCUCUUCGAACGACAAGACUGCCUCCGAGGAGAUCAAAUCCAAGCUGGGAGUGUCCUGGGAUAUGAAUUCUUUAAAGACAUCCGCCCGUAUGGGGGCCAAGAAAUAUCUCGAGAAGUUCAACAGCAAGCGGAAUAAGGGGAUGUCCCUGUUGCCAAUUGAAUCCUCAGAUGGGACACUUACUAACGACGCAUUUUCGAAUUUCUCCUCACUUAUACCGCAUGCCUUGGAAAAGAAAAGCAACGAUUCUGUGCGAAAAACCACUAACAGUAAGCCAACCUUUCUGAAGGGAGUGGCCAAGAUUCUGAGCAAUCCAGAAAUUAGGUAUAGGGACUGGGAUUCCAAGCCUGCACAGGAAAUCCCUUCGAAGGCCGCGGGCACAUAGUUUUCAAAUUCAUUGUUGAUGAUUAAAUGUUCUUUUAGUAGCAAAA